Messenger RNA from Gastrolobium bilobum, 819 nucleotides. Its product is annotated as ethylene-responsive transcription factor ERN1-like. The record is from RefSeq and is a predicted model, not a curated record. The transcript has a single exon. Gene Ontology annotation, molecular function: DNA binding; DNA-binding transcription factor activity. NCBI's taxonomy places the organism in Eukaryota, Viridiplantae, Streptophyta, Magnoliopsida, Fabales, Fabaceae. Gene Ontology annotation, biological process: regulation of DNA-templated transcription. Bases 1 to 819 code for a protein of 272 amino acids.
AUGGAAAUUAAAUUCCAGCAGCAACAAAAGCAGCAUUUGAGGCCAAGCAUAUCAUCAAAAGGAGGAAAAUUCAAAGGGAGAAAGAGAUCAAACAAUAGUAACAACACAAACAAGUUUGUUGGGGUAAGACAAAGACCUUCAGGGAGAUGGGUUGCUGAGAUCAAAGACACAACACAAAAGAUAAGAAUGUGGCUUGGCACAUUUGAAACUGCAGAGGAAGCUGCAAGAGCUUAUGAUGAAGCUGCAUGUCUUCUAAGGGGAUCCAACACUCGAACCAACUUCACCACUCAUGUAUCUUUGGAUUCUCCUCUUGCUUUUCGGAUUCGAAAUCUUCUUAACAACAGAAAAGGUACCAAACAAGAAGAAGAUGUUGUUGCAUCUGCUACAAGAACUACCACACACAAUGUUAGCAGCACUAGUAGUACUAGUUCAAGCAAUAAUGACAACAAUGACAACAAAUCACUUUCUAGUGGGACAACAACUCCUCAAAAUACUCAACUAUUUGAUGAUGAUGCUUAUAGACCAGAUUUGAGUAAUUUCAGGAAUGAGUCUGAGUCAGGUUCUAAGUCCAAUCUUUCAUGGGGUUGUGAACCUGUUUUAGAUCGUUUUCCUUUUGCUCAAGCAUUGGAUAUACCAAACCCUGAUGGAUUGCCUUAUGCAGCUGAGUUGGAGCUUUCAGAAUUUGAAAGGAUGAAAGUUGAAAGACAAAUAUCAGCUUCACUUUAUGCAAUUAAUGGUGUGCAUGAGUACAUGGAAACUGUUCAGGACUCUAAUGAACUUCUCUGGGACCUUCCACCCUUGUGCUCAUUUUUCUCUUAA